Vitis riparia (riverbank grape) is the source of this 3265-nucleotide messenger RNA. Its product is annotated as peroxisome biogenesis protein 6. NCBI's taxonomy places the organism in Eukaryota, Viridiplantae, Streptophyta, Magnoliopsida, Vitales, Vitaceae. Gene Ontology annotation, cellular component: cytosol; peroxisomal membrane. The transcript has 16 exons. Gene Ontology annotation, molecular function: ATP hydrolysis activity; ATP binding. The record is from RefSeq and is a predicted model, not a curated record. Gene Ontology annotation, biological process: protein import into peroxisome matrix. The coding region runs from base 57 to 2873 and encodes 938 amino acids.
GCUUCCCAGAUAGGGGCCAUAGGGCUUGGUUUGAUUUCUGAUUGAGCUGAGCUUCAAUGGUGGAGAGAAGGAAGCCUCUUGUGCUCUCUUCAACCAAAAUCCUCCUCGAUUCCAUACGGAACAGCGCGAGACUCAAUAAGAGAGAUGGAGUCACUGGAAACGAGUUGUCCGCCAAUGAACCGUCGCCGACUCUGCACUUACCGGUGGGAAUUCUCCGAUUAUCGGAUGAAAAAUCGGUCAGUUCGGACCCAAAGCUGGCUUUGCUCGACGAUUCUGCUUUGGUUGGCCUCCCAACGUCUGCUCUCAAGAGGCUCUCCGUAACUUCUGGCUCACCGGUGCUUGUCAGAAAUGUUGAGACAAAUGUAUGGAGAAUUGCCCAUGUUGUUGUUCUAGAUUCUCCUCGCGCCCAUGGACACUCAUCUGACUCUAAACUACCACUUUCUCAUUCUCCCCAUACUAUGCUUAUUUUUCCUUCACUUAAAUAUCCUCAAAACAACAGUGUGCUUCUGGAUGGGGAAGUCGCAUAUCUAUCUCCUCUCCUUGCAUUUAACCUUGACUUGCACAUAUCAUGCUUGAAAUCUCUUGUACACCAAGGGAAAGAGACUUUAGCAUAUUUGUUUGAAGCUAAAGCAGAUGAGGAGACAUGUGGAAGAGGGAGUGAGGCUUCUCCCAUUAGUUUAAGCUUGGAACAGAGUGCUCGUUUGCCUAGAUUUGCCUCACACUUGAGGGCUUCUUUUGUGAAGAUUCCAGAAUGUGGUACCCUUGAAUCCUUGCAAGUGAAUUCAUCUAUUGAAGCUGAAGAUCGUCAGGAGAUGAUUGAUUUGGCUUUGCAUAAUUACUUUAAAGUAGAUAGGUAUCUAGCCAGAGGCGAUCUUUUCAGUGUCGGUAUAAAAUGGAAUUGCAGAUCAGUUAUGUGCAUUCCUUGCAGCCAAAGGAUGCAAAAUGCUAGUGAUGACAUAAUCCAUUUCAAGGUUGUGGCUAUGGAACCAGCAGAUGAACCAGUUCUUCGAGUCAAUUGCACUCAAACUGCCCUUGUGCUUGGAGGAAGUGUUCCAUCAGCUGUUCCACCUGAUUUGUUGAUUGGAGGAUCAAAAGGUUUUAUGCCUUUGCAAGGGGAUACAGUCAAGAUGUUGGCCUCCAUACUUACACCACUUGUAUGUCCAUCAACACUUGCUUCAAAACUCAGAGUCACUGUUCUUUUAUACGGUUUGGCAGGAACUGGGAAGAGGACUGUUAUUAGGCAUGUUGCUCAAAGGUUGGGUCUGCAUGUUGUGGAAUACAGCUGUCAUAGUCUGAUGUCAUCAGCUGAAAGAAAGACAUCUGUUGCACUAGCUCAAGUUUUCAAUACAGCUCACAGGUACUCACCGACAAUACUUCUUCUUCGCCAUUUUGAUGUGUUCCGAACUCAAGAAGGUUCUUCAAAUGAUCAAGUUGGCAUAGCAUCUGAAGUUGCAUCUGUUAUUAGGAAAUUCACUGAGCCAGUAAUUGAAGAUGAAGACAUUUAUUCUGAAAAAAAAUCAACUAGUGAUUUUCAGUUGAAGGAUGCUGAAAAGAUAAAAAGGCAUCAGGUGUUGUUAGUGGCAGCUGCUGACAGUUCUGAAGGUCUACCACCAACUAUUAGGCGUUGCUUCAGCCAUGAAAUAAGAAUGGGUCCUUUGACUGAGGAACAAAGGGCUAAAAUGCUGUCACAGUCGUUGCAAAGUAUUUCUGAACUCCUCCCUAAUACUGAUUCAGAGGAUUUUAUAAAGGACAUAGUUGGUCAGACAUCUGGUUUCAUGCUCAGAGAUAUGCGGGCUUUAAUUGCCGAUACUGGUGCAAAUUUAAUACCCAGGUGUCAAACUAACAAACUUGAGCCUGGAGGCACAGAUAAUUCUCUAAGGUUCAAAGCAGUGCAAGACACCAAGUCAUGCGAAGAAGCACCUCAAGUUCCGAGUAAAGAUGACUUGGCCAAAGCAUUGGAACGUUCCAAGAAAAGAAAUGCAUCAGCAUUGGGUACUCCAAAGGUUCCUAAUGUCAAAUGGGAAGAUGUUGGUGGGCUUGAGGAUGUGAAGAAGUCGAUCCUAGAUACUGUUCAGCUACCUCUCCUUCACAAGGAUUUGUUUUCAUCCGGGUUGCGUAAGCGUUCUGGUGUUCUUCUUUAUGGUCCACCUGGAACAGGGAAAACUUUAUUGGCAAAAGCUGUUGCAACAGAGUGCUCCCUCAAUUUUCUGAGUGUAAAAGGGCCUGAACUGAUCAACAUGUAUAUAGGAGAAUCAGAGAAAAAUGUUCGAGACAUUUUUCAGAAGGCAAGGUCAGCACGUCCAUGUGUUAUCUUCUUUGAUGAACUUGAUUCUCUUGCUCCAGCCCGAGGUGCCUCUGGGGAUUCUGGGGGUGUUAUGGACAGAGUAGUUUCCCAGAUGCUUGCAGAGAUUGAUGGCCUGAAUGAUUCUACACAGGACUUGUUUAUUAUAGGGGCAAGCAACAGACCUGAUCUUAUUGACCCUGCACUUCUCCGACCUGGCCGAUUUGACAAGCUGCUAUAUGUUGGAGUUAACUCUGAUACAUCUUAUCGGGAGAGGGUCCUCAAAGCACUUACCCGAAAGUUUAAGUUGCAUGAAGAUGUAUCGCUUUACUCAAUAGCCAAGAAAUGUCCCCCAAACUUUACUGGUGCAGACAUGUAUGCCCUAUGUGCAGAUGCUUGGUUUCAGGCUGCAAAACGAAAGGUUCUAAGUCCACCUUCCGAUUCUUCUUCCAUGGAAAAUCAAGCUGACUCUGUCAUUAUUCAAUAUGAUGAUUUUGUGAAGGUCUUAAGAGAUCUGACUCCCUCCCUCUCUGUGGCGGAGCUUAAAAAGUAUGAGCGAUUACGAGACCAGUUUGAAGGAGCUUCAAAAUGAAACUCUGGUAAAGCUCUUGUACAACUUGUUUACUUUCAUAUGUUAUGACCCACCGUUCUCAUCAGUCAUCAAAGCUUUCUAUAUAUAAUUCUUUCAAUAAUAAAAGUCACUGUAUACAUGAGGUCAUGGCUUUCUCCAUUCCAUUAGUAGUCAUCAAAUAGGCAUCACUCGGCACUUGGAUCCUGAUGUUUUUAAAUUGUGGGAGUCAAAUUUGGUGGUUGGAGAAUGUGGGCAUGAUUCCAAGCACAUGUUCUCAAAAAGUAUAUUCCAACUGUGAACUGUGUGUCUGGUGUUGUAGCUUCAAUCCAUUAUAUGAUGGGCCCAUUUGGUCGACCUCCACAGCUUCAGUGAUUUUGUUUAUCUGGCUUCAAUUCAUAUCAUCAUUCUCAUUA